AUGGUCGAAAGCAAUGAAGAAUCGAUCCUCAUCAGAGACUUGUUCAAAAGCUACAACAAGAAUAUUCGCCCAGUGGUUCACCCUGAAGACAAAGUGACGGUUCACAUCAUGCUGACCCUCACCAACCUGAUCUCACUGAAUGAAAAGGAGGAGACUCUUACCACCAAUGUAUGGCUUGAGAUUCAAUGGUCUGACCCCCGCCUUGCCUGGAACACAAGUGACUACUUUGGCAUUGAUAUAAUCCGUGUCCCAUGCACCACUGUUUGGCUCCCUGACAUAGUUCUUGAAAACAACAUUGAUGGCAAGUUUGAUGUGGCCUACUAUGCCAACGUGCUGAUCACAUACGAUGGUUGGAUGUACUGGCUUCCUCCUGCUAUCUAUCGCAGUACUUGUGCCAUCGAAAUCACCUAUUUCCCAUUUGAUUAUCAAAACUGCACGCUAGUGUUCAGAUCGCAGACGUACAGUGCAAAUGAAGUGGAUCUCAUCUUGAAUGCGGACGAAGGCCAGACAAUUGAGUGGGUGUACAUCGACCCUGCGGCUUUUACUGAGAAUGGUGAGUGGGCCAUUGUUCACCGUCCUGGCAGGAAAAUGAUCAACAAAAAGUAUUCCCCAGAUGACCUCGAGUAUCAGGAGAUCGUAUACAACCUGAUCAUCCAAAGAAAGCCCCUCUUUUACGUCAUUAACAUUGUACUGCCUUGCUCCCUCAUCUCUUCGCUGGUUGUAUUGGCCUACUUCCUGCCUGCACAAGCUGGAGGACAGAAAUUGACAGUGUCCAUCUCUGUCUUGCUGGCCCAGACUGUCUUCCUCUUUCUUAUUGCUCAGAAGGUUCCUGAGACCUCUCUGUCUGUCCCUCUUAUUGGCAAGUAUCUAAUCUUUGUUAUGAGUGUCACCACACUUAUUGCGACAAAUCAGAUUGUGGUGCUGAACUUCUCGCUGCGCAGUCCCAGCACUCACACCAUGUCCAAUACUAUUAAACACUUGUUUCUCGAAAUGAUACCUCGCUUCUUAGGCAUGUCCCCGCUGGUGGAUGACAGCGAGGAGACGACAGAGGUCAACGGGGUGAGGGAGCGGCGGCGAAGCUCCUUCGGCCUCAUGCAGAGAGCCGAGGAAUAUGUGCUGAAACAACCUCGCAGUGAAAUGCUGUUCGACAAACAGAGAGAGAGGCACGGCCUCACGCGUUCUAUUGUGGACAGUAUUGAUGUCAGCAGCACAGCCAACCUGUAUAAGAGUUUAGCUCAAGCUGCACCCGAGAUCAAGCAAUGUGUGGAUGCCUGCAACUUCAUCGCUGAGAGUACGAGACAACAAAAUGACAUUGGAUCAGAAAUUGAAAGCUGGGUACUGAUCGGGAAGAUGAUUGACAAGGUGUGUUUCUGGGCUGCCAUUCUUCUCUUCAUCAUUGGAACAGUAUGGAUCUUCCUCACAGGACACUUUAACAGAGCUCCAGAAUUUCCAUUUCCUGGACAGAAUAAAAAGUAUUCUCCGAGUUAAACAAAAGAGAAUACUUGUUGAAACAUUUCCAAGGUUCUUCACUGUGCCUCAUGCUGUCUAUAAUAGUGAGCAGUGUAGCUCAGUCAUUCCCAGGCUUAAAGUCAGGGCUGAGUUGAGUCUUUGUAGCAGCAGGGCUUUAAUGACAACAAAUCUCUUUGUGUUCAUUAUAAUGCCCGGACUUGUGAUCAGCACUUGCCAGGCAUUUGAAGGUUUUUCAGUCAUACUUGCAACUUGGUUUAAGGUUUGCCAGCUUGGUAUAAAUUAAUUGUACUUAUUAGACCAGAUGAUGUUUUAAAUAAUCUUUAGAACAAAUGCUGUCAUAAUUCUCAUAACAACAAAACAUUGUUGUUGUUGUUGUUUUGUUUUGUUUUUUAUUUCAUGGUUUAAAAAACGGUGAGUUUAGGCGAUUCCAGUUUUAAGAUCAAGGUUAAAAAUAAUGAAUGAAUUCUCUACCAUAGAGUACAGAUUGCUGUGCAAAGAAUUUCAAAUCAAAACUAGCAAUUACACCUUUAAAAAUACUCAUAAUCUGAAAAAAGCAUUUAUUUACAUGUUAUGUGUUGAGGUUUACCACCUGUCAUGGACUUGUGAGACUCUGUGUAUUUCACUGGACGGCAGUUCCUGCUCAAGUCUGUGUAUAUGCCUCCCUGCAUGUUCUAUGUCUUACGUUAAACAAACCAACUUAACAUGAGCCAGCCAUGUUUCGAUCAAAGCCUAGUCUUCUUACUAUGACUUUUUUAUUGGGGAGUCGUGUUUGCGAUAGAUUGUGUGGUAGGAUAUUGCCUUGGUAUCAUUAUGCCAUUUCUUUAUU
Salarias fasciatus (jewelled blenny) is the source of this 2296-nucleotide messenger RNA. RefSeq names its product cholinergic receptor, nicotinic, epsilon (gene chrne). Gene Ontology annotation, cellular component: postsynaptic membrane. The transcript has 12 exons. NCBI's taxonomy places the organism in Eukaryota, Metazoa, Chordata, Actinopteri, Blenniiformes, Blenniidae. Bases 1 to 1488 code for a protein of 495 amino acids. Gene Ontology annotation, molecular function: acetylcholine-gated monoatomic cation-selective channel activity; transmembrane signaling receptor activity. Gene Ontology annotation, biological process: monoatomic ion transmembrane transport. The record is from RefSeq and is a predicted model, not a curated record.